This is a messenger RNA of Heterobilharzia americana, 548 nucleotides long. Lineage: Eukaryota; Metazoa; Platyhelminthes; Trematoda; Strigeidida; Schistosomatidae. The record is from the annotation of a GenBank genome assembly.
GUUGAUCAAAUCAAAACUUUAGAUCUUAUAUGAAAAUGACGCGCUUGUUUUUCAUCAUUAAGAGAAAUGAAUUGAAAAACGCUUACAAAUUACGCAACAGCAUUUUCGAAGAUAUCAAAUUCACAAAUGAAAAGGAAUCAGAUAACAGACUUGCAUUUUUAGGUAUUCUAAUCACUAGGACGAAUUCAGGGAAACUGAAGUAUGCUGAAAACCAACGCAUACAGAUCAAAUAUUCAACUUUAAUAGCAACAACCCAACAGCACACAAAAUUAGUUGUACAAAAGCAUCUUUCAAAAGAGCAAAAACAGAUUGUGGUACAUCAACUCUGUGGAUAAAACAAGAAAACUAUUUAAUAACUGUUUUCCAGAAGAACAGCUACCUACAUAACUCCACCAAAAGGUGUUUACAUAAUUCGUCAUCAAUCAAGAAGUCAAUGUCGAAAACUGACAAAUGAAUUGCCCUACCCUUGUAUGAAGGACGUCUCGAAUAUCGCGAUUAGAUUAUUGAAGCCUUUUGGGGUCACUGUAUCUCACAACACUACAAAAAAU